Molecule: messenger RNA, 1628 nt
Organism: Austrofundulus limnaeus
Lineage: Eukaryota; Metazoa; Chordata; Actinopteri; Cyprinodontiformes; Rivulidae
Product: integumentary mucin A.1
Exons: 2
Coding region: 507-941 (144 amino acids)
Source: RefSeq, a predicted model, not a curated record
CGCUUUCUCUCCUCCGUCUGAGGGUCCCCAGGUCCUGCCGCAGUGCUUCUGAGCCACACUGAGGAGGGUGGAGGUUUGUUAAAAGAAAUGGCAUUCUAUUUGUGCAUUAUUUCUAAAAGUACAAGUACAAGAUCUUCGAGUCUACAGAGUCUUUGGUCCUCAAGUCUACAGAGACUUCAGUUCCUGUUCCAGUCCCUGCUUCUGAGUCAUCAGUUGCAGUUCCUGCUUCCGAGUCCAAGUCUUCACACUCCAUAGUUCAAGUCCACCAAGCAUCAGCUCCAGUCACAGAGUCUUCAGUUCCUGUUCUAGUCUCAGCAUCAGCGGCCCUCAAGCCGUCAGAGUCUUCAGUCUCCGUCUUCGAGUCAUUACCAUCCAAGCCUGAUCCUGUUUCAUCACAAUCAUCAGUUCCAGUCUCAACUCCAGUACCGCAAUCUUCAGUUCCUAAAAUCCCGGGUUGUACUGUGAAGUCCCCGGGUCAGUCUGUUCCUGUAUCCCCGGGUUUGAUUAUGAAGUCCCCGGGUUUGCUCGAUCCUGAGUCUACGCUGGCCUCCGAGUAUCCUGAGUCUACGCYGGCCUCCGAGUAUCCUGAGUCUACGCCGGCCUCCGAGUAUCCUGAGUCUACGCCGGCCUCCGAGUAUCCUGAGUCUACGCCGGCCUCCGAGUAUCCUGAGUCUACGCCGGCCUCCGAGUAUCCUGAGUCUACGCCGGCCUCCGAGUAUCCACAGUCUACGCUGGCCUCAGAGUAUCCACAGUCUACGCCGGUCUCUGAGUGUCCAGAGUCUACGUCAGCCUCCGAGUAUCCUGAGUCCCCAAGUCUACCUGUGUUUCCCAAGCAGGCCUCUAUUCCUGUGUUUCCCGAGCAGGCCUCUGUUCCUGUGUUUCCCGAGCAGGCCUCUGUUCCUGCUCCAGGCCACCGUCCUGAGAUCCGGCUGCCCUCCUGAGAUCCAGCUCUUCUGCUGCCUCCCUCCGAGCCUCCCUCCUGAGAUUCUGUUUCGCCUUGGUCGGGCACCAGGGCACCCGCCUGAACUGUGGCCCUGCACCAGAUGUGCCUCGGGCCAUCUGUGAACAUUUUUGUUUUGAGCUUUUUAUUUUUCCUCCCAGGACUUCCUGACGGUUUUUGGUUCGAGUUUUUGAUUUUGUUAUUUUCUUUUUUCCCUGUGCUCUUUGUCCUGUCUUUUCCGAGUCUCAUUUCUUCUGUUGUCUCUUGCCUCCCAUCCUGUUUUGUUUGUACCCCCCACCUCCCUCCCGUGCUUGUGUUUUUGUUCAUCGUCUGGAGACGAUUCCUUGAGGCGGGGUACUGUGAGGAUUUGUGUUUUGUGUAGGAGUCUGUGGUUUGUUGUCUUGUCUUCGAUCUCCCUCUUGUGUCCUCUUCACUCCGUUACUUCUCCUCAGUCCUCAGUUUUCUCUAGAUCUUUCCCUCUCACCUGAAUUCUCUUGUAAUUAUCUCAGCUGUUUCCAACUUUCACUCAUCCCUGUUUGUAUAAAUUCUGCUCAUUUUCUCUCCACCUCYGUCCGUUCAUUAUUUGGUUUUCCGCCCUGGCUUGCCUCCUUGUUCUCCUGCCCUCUGUAAGUUUUUGCUUUGUCGCCCCGUUGGCUUUAUUAUGUAAUAAAUACUUUUAUUUUUUGUA